CCAUUUACAACGCAAGAAAUCAGCAAAUACAUCAAUACCAAGAUAACAGUAAUAUACAAUUACUUCAGUGAAAAUUAUGGGUUUGUUGAUAUCAACAAUAAUAAAGUAUUUGAGUCGAAAUAUAAAUCAGCUUCAGCUAAAGAUCUAAGAAAAGUCUUAAAGAAAUUAAAGUCUGACAAUGGCAAUCUAAUGGAAAUCAAAUUUGUUGCUAAAAAAUUGCGUAAUCGUCUACGUACUAGAGCUGACACUGACCAACAACAUGCUGAUAUGAACGCCUAA
This is a messenger RNA of Paramuricea clavata, 279 nucleotides long. Lineage: Eukaryota; Metazoa; Cnidaria; Anthozoa; Malacalcyonacea; Plexauridae. The record is from the annotation of a GenBank genome assembly.